AUGACGCUGCCAAAGACGGACGCCGCGGCCAGGCCGGACAGCCUCAUCAACAAGCACGACGGCCUGCAGUACUGGCAAAAUGCCACCGCCGACGUCGACGGGAUGCUCGGCGGCGUGCCCGCCCUCUUCCGGCCCAUCUCCCGCAUCGACCUGCAGGGCUCGCGCACCUUUCUCGCGCGUCUCGGCAUCGGCAGCCGGGCCAAGGUGUCUCGGUGCAUGGAAGGCGGCGCCGGCAUUGGAAGAAUCACAGACGGCCUGCUGGCACACGUAGCCGACCAGGUUGACAUUGUCGAGCCCGUGGCCAAGUUCACCCGGGCGCUGCGCGACUGCCCGGCCGUGCGCCGCAUCGACAACGUCGGGCUCGAGGACUGGGCGCCGCCGCCCGACGGCACCCGGUACGACCUCGUCUGGACGCAGUGGUGCCUCGGCCACCUGACGGACGCGCAGGUCGUCGCGUACCUGACGAGGUGUCGCGGCGCGCUGGUGCCGGGCACGGGCGUGCUCGUCGUCAAGGAGAAUCUGAGCACGAGCGGCCAGGACGUGUUUGAUCCCGUGGAUAGCUGCGUGACGAGGUAA
Messenger RNA from Cordyceps militaris CM01, 576 nucleotides. RefSeq lists its product as uncharacterized. The transcript is spliced from 2 exons. NCBI's taxonomy places the organism in Eukaryota, Fungi, Ascomycota, Sordariomycetes, Hypocreales, Cordycipitaceae. The coding region runs from base 1 to 576 and encodes 191 amino acids. Gene Ontology annotation, molecular function: N-terminal protein N-methyltransferase activity. Gene Ontology annotation, cellular component: cytoplasm. Gene Ontology annotation, biological process: N-terminal protein amino acid methylation. The record is from RefSeq and is a predicted model, not a curated record.